GGCGUCGCGCACACACAGGCGGCGGCGCUCGGAGGCGGACGACACCGCUCUCUGUGCCCGUGGCUCCGGCCCCGCGCUCCUCUCUCGCUCCUGCGGCCCAAAGUAACUUCGGGAGCUGCGGUCUCCCGCCAACUUCUCCCGCGGGCUCGGUUGCCCGGAGCCGCUCGGCUCGAGCCCGCGGCCGGCUCGCCUUCCUUGCGCGUGGCUCCAAAACUGAAUGAGAGAGCGCGCGGGGCGCGCGGCGGCACGGAGCGCGGCGGCAUGGAGCGCAGCUGCUGGACGCCGCGGACUCUGGUCCUGGCCAUGCUGCUGCUGGCGACAUUGAGGGCGCGCGCGGCCACCGGCUACUACCCGCGCUUCUCGCCCUUCUUUUUCCUGUGCACCCACCACGGGGAGCUGGAAGGGGAUGGGGAGCAGGGCGAGGUCCUCAUUUCCCUGCACAUUGCGGGCAACCCCACCUACUACGUACCGGGACAGGAAUACCAUGUUACCAUUUCAACAAGCACCUUCUUCGACGGCUUGUUGGUGACGGGACUGUAUACCUCUACAAGUGCUCAGUCUUCUCAGAGCGUUGGAGGCGCCAGUGCUUUUGGAUUUGGGAUCAUGUCUGACCACCAGUUUGGUAACCAGUUUAUGUGCAGCGUGGUGGCCUCUCAUGUGAGUCACCUGCCGACAACCAACCUCAGCUUUGUCUGGAUCGCUCCCCCAGCUGGCACAGGCUGUGUGAAUUUCAUGGCGACCGCGACACACAGGGGCCAAGUGAUUUUCAAAGAUGCCUUAGCCCAGCAGUUGUGUGAGCAAGGAGCUCCCACGGAAGCCAGUGCUCAAUUUCACCUCGCCGAAAUGCACAGUGACACUGUGAUCCUACGGGACGACUUUGACUCCUACCAUCAACUGGAAUUAAAUCCCAACAUAUGGGCUGAAUGCAGCAACUGUGAGAUUGGAGAGCAGUGUGGUACCAUCAUGCAUGGCAAUGCCGUGACCUUCUGUGAGCCAUAUGGUCCUCGGGAGCUGACCACCACAAGCCUGAACACGACAACAGCAUCUGUUCUCCAGUUUUCCAUCGGGUCAGGAUCCUGCCGAUUUAGUUAUUCUGACCCCAGCAUCACUGUGUCAUAUGCCAAGAACAACACUGCCGACUGGAUUCAGCUCGAGAAAAUCAGAGCCCCUUCCAACGUCAGCACCAUCAUCCACAUCCUCUACCUUCCGGAAGAAGCCAAGGGGGAGAACGUGCAGUUCCAGUGGAAGCAGGAAAGCCUGCGUGUAGAUGAGGUGUACGAAGCCUGCUGGGCCUUGGACAACAUCCUGGUCAUCAAUGCCGCCCACCGACAAGUCAUCCUGGAAGACAACCUCGACCCAGUGGACACGGGCAACUGGCUCUUCUUUCCUGGAGCAACGGUCAAGCAUAGCUGUCAAUCAGAUGGGAACUCCAUUUAUUUCCAUGGAAAUGAAGGCAGCGAGUUCAAUUUUGCCACCACCCGGGAUGUAGAUCUUUCUUCAGAGGAUAUUCAGGAACAGUGGUCAGAAGAAUUUGAGAGCCAGCCCACAGGAUGGGACAUCUUGGGAGCUGUCAUUGGUGCAGAAUGUGGAACCAUAGAAUCAGGUCUGUCUCUGGUGUUCCUCAAAGAUGGAGAAAGGAAACUAUGCACUCCCUACAUGGAUACAACUGGUUAUGGAAACCUGAGGUUCUAUUUCGUCAUGGGAGGCAUCUGUGACCCUGGAGACUCCCAUGAAAACGAUGUGAUCUUGUAUGCCAAGACUGAGGGAAGGAAAGAGCAUUUUGUGCUGGAUACACUUUCUUAUUCCUCCUAUAAGGUUCCAUCUUUGCUUUCUGUAGUCAUCAACCCUGAACUUCAGACGCCUGCUACCAAAUUUUGUCUCAGGCAAAAGAACCACCAAGGGCACAAUCGGAAUGUCUGGGCUGUGGACUUCUUCCACGUGCUACCGGUUCUGCCGUCUACAAUGUCACACAUGAUACAGUUUUCUAUUAAUCUGGGAUGUGGGACGCACCAGCCUGGAAACAGUGUCAGCUUGGAGUUUUCUACUAACCACGGACGUUCCUGGUCCCUGCUCCACACUGAGUGCUUGCCUGAGGUCUGUGCAGGGCCCCACCUCCCACACAGUACCACCUACUCCUCUGAAAACUACAGUGGGUGGAACCGGAUCACCAUCCCCCUCCCUAACGCAGCGCUCACCCGUGAGACCAGGCUCCGCUGGAGACAGACAGGAACAAUCCUCGGGAACAUGUGGGCGAUUGAUAAUGUUUAUAUAGGUCCAUCGUGUCUCAAAUUCUGUUCUGGCAGAGGACAGUGCACUCGACAUGGUUGCAAGUGCGACCCAGGAUUUUCCGGCCCAGCCUGCGAGAUGGCAUCCCAGACAUUCCCGAUGUUUAUUUCGGAAAGCUUUGGCAGCUCUAGGCUCUCCUCUUACCAUAACUUUUACUCUAUCCGUGGUGCUGAAGUCAGCUUUGGCUGUGGUGUCUUAGCCAGCGGGAAGGCACUGGUUUUCAACAAAGAUGGGCGCAGGCAGCUGAUCACAUCUUUUCUGGACAGCUCCCAGUCCCGGUUUCUGCAGUUCAUGCUACGCCUGGGGAGCAGGUCUGUGCUGAGCACAUGCAAGGCCCCCGACCAGCCUGGGGAAGGAGUCUUACUGCACUAUUCUUACGACAAUGGGAUAACAUGGAAACUUCUGGAACACUAUUCCUACCUCAGCUACCAUGAGCCCAGGAUCAUCUCUGUAGAACUGCCAGAUGACGCGAGACAGUUUGGAAUCCAGUUCAGAUGGUGGCAGCCCUACCACUCCUCCCAAGGAGAAGACGUGUGGGCUAUCGACGAGAUUGUCAUGGCCUCUGUCCUGUUCGACAGCAUCAGUCUCGACUUUACCAAUCUGGUGGAGGUCACUCAGUCUCUGGGAUUCUACCUUGGGAACGUUCAGCCGUACUGCGGUCAUGACUGGACACUUUGUUUUACAGGAGAUUCUAAACUGGCGUCAAGCAUGCGCUAUGUGGAAACACAGUCAAUGCAGAUCGGAGCCUCCUACAUGAUUCAGUUUAGCCUGGUGAUGGGGUGUGGCCAGAAAUACACCGCUGACAUUGACAACCAGGUGAAGCUGGAGUUCUCAGCCAACCAUGGCCUUACGUGGCACCUGGUCCAAGAAGAGUGCCUUCCCAGUAUGCCAAGUUGCCAAGAAUUUACAUCUGCCAGUAUUUACCAUGCCAGUGAGUUCACACAGUGGAGGAGAGUCAUUGUUCUUCUUCCCCAGAAAACCUGGUCCAGCGCCACCCGCUUCCGCUGGAGUCAGAGCUACUACACAGCCCAGGAUGAGUGGGCUUUAGACAGCAUUUACAUUGGGCAGCAGUGCCCCAACAUGUGCAACGGGCAUGGCUCAUGCGACCACGGCGUGUGCAGGUGUGACCAGGGAUACCAAGGGACCGAGUGCCUCCCAGAGGCUGCUCUUCCUUCCACAAUUAUGUCAGAUUUUGAGAACCCAAACGGUUGGGAGUCUGACUGGCAGGAAGUUAUCGGCGGAGAAAUUGUAAAGCCCGAGCAAGGCUGUGGGGUCAUUUCUUCUGGAUCGUCUCUCUACUUCAGCAAGGCUGGGCAAAGACAGCUGGUGAGCUGGGAUCUGGACACGUCCUGGGUGGACUUUGUCCAGUUUUACAUCCAGAUAGGCGGAGAGAGCGCUGCAUGCAACAAGCCCGACAGUAGAGAGGAGGGGGUCCUCCUCCAGUACAGCAACAACGGGGGCAUCCAGUGGCACCUGCUGGCAGAGAUGUACUUCUCCGACUUCAGCAAACCCAGAUUUGUCUAUCUGGAGCUCCCAGCAGCCGCCAGGACCCCUUGUACCAGGUUCCGCUGGUGGCAGCCGGUGUUCUCCGGGGAAGACUACGACCAGUGGGCUCUCGAUGAUAUCAUCAUCCUGUCAGAGAAGCAGAAGCAGGUUAUCCCCUUCGUCAACCCGACUUUGCCCCAGAACUUUUAUGAGAAGCCGGCUUUUGACUACCCUAUGAAUCAGAUGAGUGUGUGGUUGAUGUUGGCCAACGAAGGGAUGGCUACAAACGGCAGUUUCUGUGCGGCCACACCUUCAGCCAUGGUGUUUGGAAAGUCGGACGGAGACCGGUUUGCUGUAACCCGAGAUCUGACCCUGAAACCUGGAUAUGUGCUCCAGUUCAAGCUGAACAUAGGGUGUGCCAGCCAGUUCAGCAGCGCUGCCCCGGUUCUCCUGCAGUACUCUCAUGACGCGGGCAUGUCCUGGUUUCUGGUGAAGGAAGGGUGCUUUCCAGCUUCAGCAGGCAAAGGAUGUGAAGGGAACUCCCGGGAACUGAGUGAGCCCACCGUCUAUUAUACUGGGGACUUCGAAGAAUGGACAAGAAUCACCAUUGCCAUUCCAAGGUCCCUGGCAUCCAGUAAGACCAGAUUCCGAUGGAUCCAAGAGAGCAGCGCGCAGAAGAACGUGCCCCCCUUUGGCUUGGAUGGAGUGUACAUAUCAGAACCUUGUCCCAGUUACUGCAGUGGCCACGGAGACUGCAUCUCGGGCGUGUGUUUCUGUGACCUGGGAUACACGGCUGCCCAAGGGACCUGUGUGUCAAACAUCCCCAACCACAGUGAGAUGUUCGAUAGGUUCGAAGGGAAGCUGAGCCCACUGUGGUACAAGAUAACAGGAGGUCAGGUUGGGACCGGUUGUGGGACUCUCAACGAUGGCAGGUCCCUCUACUUCAAUGGCCUUGGGAAACGGGAAGCCAGAACAGUGCCUCUGGACACCAGGAAUAUCAGACUUGUUCAGUUUUACGUACAAAUCGGAAGUAAAACAUCAGGAAUCACGUGUAUCAAGCCGCGGGCUAGAAAUGAGGGGCUGGUUGUUCAGUACUCAAAUGACAACGGGAUACUCUGGCAUCUGCUCCGAGAGUUGGACUUCAUGUCGUUUCUGGAGCCUCAGAUCAUCUCCAUUGACCUGCCGCGGGAGGCCAAGACACCUGCCACUGCUUUCCGGUGGUGGCAGCCGCAGCACGGGAAGCAUUCAGCCCAAUGGGCUUUGGAUGAUGUCCUUAUCGGAGUGAAUGACAGCUCUCAAACUGGAUUUCAAGACAAAUUUGACGGCUCUAUAGACUUGCAAGCCAAUUGGUAUCGAAUCCAAGGAGGCCAAGUGGAUAUUGACUGUGUCUCUAUGGACACUGCCCUGAUAUUCACUGAAAACAUAGGAAAACCUCGUUAUGCCGAGACCUGGGAUUUUCAUGUGUCGGCAUCCAGCUUCUUACAGUUUGAGAUGAGCAUGGGCUGCAGCAAGCCCUUCAGCAGCGCCCACAGCGUGCAGCUCCAGUAUUCCCUGAACAACGGCAAGGACUGGCAUCUCGUCACCGAGGAGUGUGUCCCUCCGACCAUCGGCUGCCCGCACUACACGGAGAGCUCAAUUUACACCUCGGAAAGAUUCCAGAGCUGGAGACGGGUCACGGUCUACCUUCCGCUCGCCACCAAUUCGCCCAGAACGCGGUUCAGAUGGAUUCAGGCCAACUACACCACCGGAGGAGAUUCCUGGGCUCUCGAUAAUGUUGUUCUGGCCUCGGGGUGUCCUUGGAUGUGUUCAGGAAAGGGGACUUGUGAUGCUGGACGCUGUGUGUGUGACCGGGGCUUUGGUGGACCCUACUGUGUGCCUGUGGUUCCCCUUCCCUCCAUCCUGAAAGAUGACUUCAAUGGGAACUUGCAUCCUGACCUUUGGCCUGAAGUGUAUGGUGCAGAGAGGGGGAAUCUGAAUGGUGAGACCAUCAAAUCCGGAACAUCUCUGAUCUUCAAAGGGGAGGGACUAAGAAUGCUCAUCUCAAGGGACCUAGACUGCACCAACACUAUGUAUGUGCAGUUCUCACUCCGGUUUAUAGCCAAAGGUACUCCAGAGAGGUCCCACUCCAUCCUCUUACAGUUCUCAGUCAACGGAGGGAUCACCUGGCACCUGAUGGAUGAGUUCUACUUCCCACAAACGACCAAUAUACUUUUCAUGAACGUCCCCUUGCCGUAUAGCGCCCAGACCAAUGCUACAAGAUUCAGACUCUGGCAGCCGUACAGCAAUGGUAAGAAAGAAGAAAUCUGGAUUGUUGAUGACUUCAUUGUCGACGGAAACAAUCUGAACAACCCUGUGAUGCUCCUGGAUACCUUCGACUUUGGGCCCCGAGAAGACAACUGGUUUUUCUACCCAGGGGGUAACAUCGGUCUUUACUGUCCAUAUUCUUCGAAGGGAGCUCCCGAGGAAGACUCAGCCAUGGUGUUUGUGUCCAAUGAAGUUGGUGAGCACUCCAUCACCACCCGUGACCUAAGCGUAAACGAGAACACCAUCAUCCAGUUUGAGAUCAAUGUCGGAUGCUCCACUGAUAGUUCGUCUGCUGAUCCUGUCAGACUGGAAUUUUCCAGGGACUUCGGAGCCACCUGGCACCUGCUGCUACCCCUCUGCUACCACAGCAGCGUCCACGUCAGCUCCUUAUGCUCCACCGAGCACCACCCCAGCAGCACCUACUACGCAGGGACCACCCAGGGCUGGCGGAGGGAAGUCGUGCACUUCGGGAAGCUGCACCUUUGCGGGUCCGUGCGUUUCCGAUGGUACCAGGGAUUUUACCCUGCCGGCUCGCAGCCUGUCACGUGGGCCAUCGACAAUGUCUACAUUGGUCCCCAGUGCGAAGAGAUGUGCAGUGGGCAUGGGAGCUGCAUCAAUGGGACCAAAUGCAUCUGUGACCCAGGCUACUCUGGUCCAACCUGCAAAAUAAGCACCAAAAAUCCUGACUUCCUCAAAGACGAUUUUGAAGGUCAACUGGAAUCCGACAGAUUCUUACUGAUGAGUGGCGCGAAGCCUUCUAGGAAGUGUGGGAUCCUGUCCAGUGGGAACAACCUCUUCUUCAAUGAGGAUGGCUUGCGUAUGCUGGUGACUCGGGACCUGGACUUGUCACAUGCCAGGUUUGUGCAGUUCUUCGUGAGACUGGGCUGUGGUAAAGGUGUGCCAGACCCCAGGAGCCAGCCCGUGCUUCUACAGUAUUCUCUCAAUGGCGGCCUCUCCUGGAGUCUCCUUCAAGAGUUCCUCUUCAGCAACUCCAGCAACGUGGGCAGGUACAUCGCCUUGGAGAUGCCCCUGAAGGCCCGCUCUGCUUCCACGCGCCUCCGCUGGUGGCAGCCGUCUGAAAAUGGGCACUUCUAUAGCCCCUGGGUGAUCGACCAGAUUCUCAUUGGAGGAAACAUCUCUGGCAAUACAGUCCUGGAAGAUGAUUUCUCAACUCUGGACAGCAGGAAGUGGCUGCUUCACCCAGGGGGCACCAAGAUGCCCGUGUGUGGCUCCACAGGCGAUGCCCUUGUCUUCAUUGAAAAGGCCAGCACCCGCUACGUGGUCACCACAGACAUUGCCGUGAACGAGGACUCAUUCCUGCAGAUAGAUUUUGCUGCCUCCUGCUCAGUCACGGACUCUUGCUAUGCUAUUGAACUUGAAUACUCGGUGGAUCUGGGGCUAUCGUGGCACCCGUUGCUGAGGGACUGCCUGCCCACUAACGUCGAGUGCAGCCGCUACCACCUGCAGCGGAUCCUGGUGUCAGACACUUUCAACAAGUGGACCAGAAUCACCCUGCCCCUGCCUCCUUACACCAGGUCUCAGGCCACUCGCUUCCGCUGGCACCAACCAGCACCUUUCGACAAGCAGCAGACGUGGGCCAUCGAUAACGUCUAUAUUGGGGAUGGUUGUCUAGACAUGUGCAGUGGCCACGGGAGAUGCAUCCAGGGAAGCUGUGUCUGUGAUGAGCAGUGGGGAGGCCUAUACUGUGAUGAGCCUAUGACCUCCCUUCCAACCCAGCUCAAAGACAACUUCAAUCGUGCGCCCUCCAACCAGAACUGGCUGACUGUGAAUGGCGGGAAACUGAGUACCGUGUGUGGAGCCGUGGCUUCAGGACUGGCUCUGCACUUCAGUGGGGGCUGUAGCAGAUUGCUGGUCACUGUGGAUCUGAAUCUCACCAACGCUGAGUUUAUCCAGUUCUACUUCAUGUACGGAUGCCUCAUCACACCGAGCAACCGUAACCAAGGGGUCCUCCUGGAGUACUCUGUCAACGGGGGCAUCACCUGGAACUUGCUGAUGGAGAUUUUCUAUGAUCAGUACAGCAAACCUGGGUUCGUGAACAUCCUCCUCCCUCCCGAUGCUAAAGAGAUUGCUACUCGCUUCCGCUGGUGGCAGCCGCGACAUGACGGCCUAGACCAGAAUGACUGGGCCAUUGACAACGUCCUCAUCUCGGGCUCUGCUGACCAGAGGACAGUCAUGCUGGACACGUUUAGCAGCGCCCCCGUGCCCCAGCAUGAGCGCUCCCCCGCAGAUGCUGGCCCCGUGGGAAGAAUUGCUUUCGACAUGUUCAUGGAGGACAAGACUUCAGGUGAUUUGUUCACUGAUGCUGGACGGAAGUGCAUUGAAGUUACUACCGUCAUAAGCUUAAAGCGGUAUCUCAUAUUAAGCCAUAAGCGUAAGGUGAUCUCUGUUGGAUGCAAAGUGUCUGAAAAGAUUGCCCAGAAUCAAAUCCAUGUGCAGUACUCUACUGACUUUGGUGUGAGCUGGAACUACCUAGUCCCUCAAUGCUUGCCUGCCGAUCCAAAAUGCUCUGGAAUUGUCUCACAGCCUUCUGUGUUCUUCCCGACGAAGGGCUGGAAAAGGAUCACCUACCCACUUCCUGAAAGCUUAGUGGGAAAUCCCGUAAGGUUUCGGUUCUACCAAAAGUACUCAGAUGUGCAGUGGGCAAUUGACAAUUUCUACCUUGGCCCUGGCUGCUUGGACAACUGCCGAGGCCACGGCGACUGUCUGAAGGAACAGUGCAUCUGUGACCCAGGGUACUCGGGGCCAAACUGCUACUUAACUCACAUGCUGAAGACCUUCCUGAAGGAGCGCUUUGACAGUGAGGAAAUCAAGCCUGACCUCUGGAUGUCCUUAGAAGGCGGAAGCACUUGCACGGAGUGUGGGAUUCUCGCCGAGAACACCGCGCUCUAUUUUGGGGGCUCCACCGUGAGACAGGCUAUCACUCAAGACUUAGAUCUCAGAGGUGCAAAGUUCCUACAGUACUGGGGGCGCAUCGGCAGCGAGAACAACAUGACCUCUUGCCAUCGGCCCGUCUGCCGGAAGGAAGGAGUACUGCUGGAUUACUCCAAGGAUGGAGGAAUUACUUGGACUUUGCUCCACGAGAUGGAUUUCCAGAAAUACAUUUCUGUGAGGCAUGACUACAUCCUCCUUCCUGAGGACGCCCUCACCAAUACAACUCGGCUCCGCUGGUGGCAGCCUUUUGUGAUCAGCAACGGGAUUGUGGUUGCCGGGGUGGAGCGCGCGCAGUGGGCGCUGGACAACAUUCUGAUCGGUGGAGCCGAGAUCAAUCCAAGCCAACUGGUGGACACCUUCGAUGAUGAAGGAUCUUCCCAUGAAGAAAAUUGGAGUUUUUACCCUAACGCAGUAAGGACAGCAGGCUUCUGUGGCAACCCGUCCUUCCAUCUCUACUGGCCGAACAAAAAGAAGGACAAGACCCACAAUGCUCUCUCCUCCCGCGAGCUCAUCAUCCAGCCGGGAUACAUGAUGCAAUUUAAAAUUGUGGUGGGUUGUGAAGCCUCUUCGUGUGGUGACCUUCACUCUGUAAUGCUGGAAUACACUAAGGAUGCAAGCUCUGACUCCUGGCAGCUUGUGCAGACCCAGUGCCUGCCCUCCUCCUCCAACAGCCUCGGCUGCUCCCCAUUCCAGUUCCACGAAGCCACCAUUUACAACGCUGUCAACAGCUCAAGCUGGAAAAGGAUCACCAUCCAGCUUCCGGACCACGUCUCCUCAAGUGCCACACAGUUCCGCUGGAUCCAGAAAGGGGAAGAAACUGAGAAGCAAAGCUGGGCCAUCGACCACGUCUACAUCGGAGAAGCCUGUCCCAAGCUGUGCAGCGGGCAUGGCUACUGCACCACUGGUGCUGUCUGCAUCUGCGACGAGAGCUUCCAAGGGGAUGAUUGCUCCGUCUUCAGUCACGAGCUUCCAAGUUACAUUAAAGAUAAUUUUGAAUCAGCAAGAGUCACUGAAGCCAACUGGGAAACGAUCCAGGGCGGCGCCAUCGGAAGUGGCUGUGGACAGCUGGCACCCUAUGCCCACGGAGACUCACUCUACUUCAAUGGCUGUCAGAUAAGACAAGCUGCUACCAAGCCACUGGAUCUCACUCGAGCAAGCAAAAUUAUGUUUGUCUUACAAAUUGGGAGCACAUCCCAGACAGACAGUUGCAACAGUGACCUCAGCGGCCCCCACGCAGUGGACAAGGCUGUGCUGCUGCAGUACAGCGUCAACAAUGGCAUCACCUGGCAUGUCAUCGCUCAGCACCAGCCAAAGGACUUUAUGCAGGCUCAGCGGGUGUCUUACAACGUCCCUCUGGAGGCGCGGGUGAAAGGAGUGUUGCUGCGCUGGUGGCAGCCGCGUCACAAUGGAACAGGUCAUGAUCAGUGGGCUUUGGACCAUGUGGAGGUCGUCCUAGUAAGCACUCGAAAACAAAAUUACAUGAUGAAUUUUUCACGGCAGCAUGGGCUCAGGCACUUCUACAGCAGAAGAAGAAGGUCGCUUAGGCCCCACCCAUGAAGAAGCCAAGUUGAUUCCCCUUCUGGCGUGUGCGAUGUGUCACUUCCUGUUCUUUUUGAAACCCCUCUCACUGCUUCGCGUAUCGGGAGACACCUGUGAAGGACUUGUCUAACAGAGAACCCUUCCGGACCGCGUGCACACCACUGUCCUACACUGUGAACUAACAGCGAGUCGCCUCUCUGUGUACAAUGUUUCGUGUCGGUGCGUCUGCGGGAAUUGUGACCUCUUGUAAUUUGCGGUGUCAGUAUUAAGAAUAAGAAAUAGUUUAACAGGAAAAGAAGUCUAAGCACAAAGUUUUAAAGAUUUUACUUUUAAAAUGGCGUUUUAGCACAGUAUUGAGCAUUCCCUGGUCACCAAGCUAUUUAAGUAGACUGUAUUUCAGCUUUGUAUCUUGUUUUGUAUGAUUAAGUUAUCAUUGUCCGUCCUCUGUGGUCCCCUCUGCAGUACAACGCAUUGAAACCGUAUCUACUUGCUAUGUUGCAAUGGUUUGCUGCUGGACUAUGCUCUACUUGUAUUCUGCAGGAAGUUAAUUCAAAUACCUAUUCAAGAUGAUAGCUGUAAAGACACUGUUAUCUCCUUUAAUGUGCUCUUUAACAUGUAUGCUGAUUUAGCAUCAUUUUGUGGAUAGUAAAGACGUUGGACCUUCAAAUAUUUUCUACUUAAAAAUUGUGGAUGAGCACCCUAUGUCCCUCCCACAACGAAGCUCCGGUCACCUUGUCUAAAACCAUUUCUUCAAGUGUUCUGUGGCUAUCUACUAACAAUGAGUGCCAUUGUGUGUCUGUGAUAACGAAGUGAUUUGUAACAUGGUGGAUGGUCUUCUCCUUGUGUUCUCUUCAUGGGUUGUUUUCCCUGUGGGUCAUAUUCACACCUUCUGGUGGAGUUGAGCCACACCAGCACCCUGUAGCCCCAGACUAGCCAUGAGGCAGAAGGCUGUGCUCCAGGGUGGGCCAUGCUAAAAGCCCGUGCUUAAAUAAAAAUCAUGUCUGAACCAUCUGAA
Messenger RNA from Myodes glareolus (Bank vole), 11581 nucleotides. The record is from RefSeq and is a predicted model, not a curated record. NCBI's taxonomy places the organism in Eukaryota, Metazoa, Chordata, Mammalia, Rodentia, Cricetidae.